Eutrema salsugineum is the source of this 1677-nucleotide messenger RNA. RefSeq names its product peroxisomal isocitrate dehydrogenase [NADP]. The coding region runs from base 117 to 1367 and encodes 416 amino acids. The transcript has 15 exons. The record is from RefSeq and is a predicted model, not a curated record. Gene Ontology annotation, biological process: isocitrate metabolic process. NCBI's taxonomy places the organism in Eukaryota, Viridiplantae, Streptophyta, Magnoliopsida, Brassicales, Brassicaceae. Gene Ontology annotation, molecular function: NAD binding; magnesium ion binding; isocitrate dehydrogenase (NADP+) activity. Gene Ontology annotation, cellular component: mitochondrion.
AGCUGAUUCGUCGUUGAUCACAGAGCAUCGGUUUUUUUUUCUCACCGAUCGUAUAUCUGGCGACACUUGUUUCCUAUACCACAAAAAUAUUUCAUCAGCGUCCAUUGAAGCAAAAGAUGGAAUUCGAGAAGAUCAAGGUGGCUAAUCCCGUUGUUGAAAUGGAUGGAGACGAGAUGACUCGAGUUAUCUGGAAAUUCAUUAAAGACAAACUUAUUUUCCCCUUCCUGGAGUUGGAUAUCAAAUACUUUGAUCUUGGACUGCCUAACCGCGAUUCUACUAAUGAUAAGGUUACUACAGAGAGUGCUGAAGCUACUCUUAAGUAUAACGUGGCAAUCAAGUGUGCGACGAUUACUCCUGAUGAAGCUCGUGUUCAGGAGUUCGGUUUGAAAAAAAUGUGGAGGAGUCCUAACGGAACGAUAAGGAACAUUUUAAAUGGCACGGUUUUCAGGGAACCUAUCAUUUGCAGAAACAUCCCUCGCAUUGUAGCAGGAUGGACGAAGCCAAUCUGUAUUGGAAGGCAUGCUUUUGGUGAUCAGUAUAGAGCUACUGAUAUCAUUGUCAACGAACCAGGAAAACUGAAACUGGUUUUCGAGCCAAGUGGAUCUUCCCGUAAGACAGAAUUCGAAGUCUUCAAAUUCACUGGUGCUGGAGGUGUUGCUUUGGCCAUGUAUAACACCAAUGAGUCUAUUCGUGCGUUUGCUGAGUCGUCGAUGUACACAGCUUACCAGAAAAAAUGGCCACUUUACCUCUCCACUAAAAACACCAUCCUCAAAACAUAUGACGGAAGAUUCAAGGAUAUAUUCCAAGAAGUUUAUGAAACUAACUGGAGAUCCAAGUUUGAAGCUGCAGGAAUAUGGUAUGAGCAUCGUUUGAUAGAUGAUAUGGUUGCGUAUGCAAUGAAAAGUGAAGGCGGUUAUGUUUGGGCUUGCAAGAACUACGAUGGAGAUGUGCAGAGCGAUUUUUUAGCGCAAGGAUAUGGAUCUUUGGGACUGAUGACGUCGGUGUUGGUUUGUCCAGAUGGAAAGACAAUUGAAGCAGAGGCAGCUCAUGGCACAGUGACACGCCACUUCAGGGUUCACCAAAAAGGUGGUGAGACAAGCACCAACAGCAUAGCUUCCAUUUUUGCUUGGUCCAGAGGCCUUGCCCACAGGGCAAAGCUGGAUAGCAAUGCAGCACUGUUGAACUUUACAGAGAAACUAGAAGCAGCUUGUAUGGGCUCGGUGGAGUCUGGAAAAAUGACCAAGGAUCUCGCUCUUUUGAUCCACGGACCCAAGGUUAGGAGGGAUGCUUAUGUGAAUACAGAAGAGUUCAUUGAUGCGGUGGCAUGGGAGCUAAGAAGAAGACUGUUAGGCAGCUCCAGGCUGUGACUUGUGAGGAGAAGAUGUGUAGUAGUGUAUAUCCAAAAAAGGAAAGAGUCCUCCUUUCCAGUUUCCCAUAUAUAAUUGGUGUAGAAUGUGUGUUGGUUGGAAAUAAAAAGGAUGGGUGAUUUCUCCCCGAACCCAAUGACUCCCUCCUCAUUCUAUCUAAUGUCUUGAAUCUCUCUGUAUCUGUUGUUGUAGUGGCUACUUUCACUUGGUAAUUCAUGAAUGUUAUCUUUUCCCUCUUUGUAUCGUUAUAUAUAUACAGUAAAUGGUGUGGUGAAGAAAUUAACGAUUGAGUUUAAUGCCUUGUCUUCUC